ACAAAACGCCAAAGCCCUCCUGAGCAACAUACAACGAACAAGGAAAGUCGAAAAGAAGAUGCAAAGAGAUUGCGGUAUCUGAUUUCGCACAAAAUAGCCAAAAUAUUCGCUGAAUCUGAAGUCUAUACGUUUAGAAUAGUGUUUGCCGCAAACUUCCCACAACGGACCGCCUAAAGGCGUUUAGUGUCUGGCGUAACGUUUGUUUGGAAGGUGAAAAAUACAGUGCGAAACAAUGCCGUCGAAGAAGAAAAAAUACAAUGCCCGAUUUCCGGCGGGAAGAAUCAAGAAGAUUAUGCAGACCGAUGAAGAGGUCGGUAAAGUUGCACAAGCGGUUCCUGUUAUAAUCUCUCGAACCCUCGAACUCUUCGUUGAAUCCCUGCUGACGAAGACACUUCGCAUAACCAACGCUCGGAAUGCGAAGACUCUCUCACCGUCCCACAUGAAACAGUGCAUUAUUUCCGAGAGUCGUUUUGAUUUCUUGCGCGACCUGGUGAAAAACAUACCGGACAUCGGCGUCAACGAAGAUCAGCUGUCCGGUUCCGAAGCUGGCUACGGUAACGAAACUGCAGCUUCACCCGCGUCUACAUCCACGUCAUCCUCUUCGAACGGAGGCGGUACGAGUCACAGCGGUGCGACCUUUUCCACGACUAGUGAGCCCAACUCAGGUGGAAUGCAGUUGCAACGAUCGGAAUCAUAUACAUCGGCGGGUAGCAGUAACUAUGGCGGUGUGUUGUCUACACAAAUUCCAAAUCAACCAGCCUCUCACUCACAGCAGCAUCAGUCAAAUAGUGCAAAGCGAGCGCAUAACCAAGCGAACUUCUAUAAAGAAAUAUCGCUCGAUGAAUCCAGUAGUAGUAAUCGGGAAGUACCCCGGAAGCUAACUAGACUGCAUUCGGCACCGGCCGUUAGCGCCACCUCAACGAGUACCGGCCCUAUCAAAAUCAAUAUUCUACCGAACCUGUCGCCGGUUGGGUCGAGCGCCACCCAACAGCAGCUACAAUCGAACAAUAACAGUUCUGGUCCCAACAGUAACAACUAUAAGAUAUCAUUCAAAAUCGAGCCACUCACUCCCGCUGUGGUGCCUCCCGCAAACAUUGAUCAACCCACCAUCAAAAUAGACUACACCAACCUGAAGCUCCCGAUGACGAUUGCAGCAGAACAACCAAAGCAGUCAUCGAACGCCCGCCAUCAGUCCCAACCGACGAUCAAGAUCGAUCUGAGCAGUAUCACAAACUUCAGUUCCAAACCACAGUCAUCAUCAUCAGCAUCUUCAUCACCGGCGCUAACAGGUGGUGGCGUCAUCGUGUCAAAGCAAGUGCCUUCAACGCCAACUGCGCACACUCCCUCAACGCCCUCGACGCCCCUUUCGGCGCUAAGCAAUGCGUCUUCGUCCGGUUCGAGCAGUAAAAACCCCUACAUCUUUCAACAUUCUACUGUGUCCGCCGCGCAGAACGCAUCUGUCCUUGCUUCUUCAUCGCUAGUAGCCACUAGCGGAACUGCGGUCGCUGCCGUUGCUCCUCUUUAUUCCAGCGUUUCCUCCAGCGCGAUUCCAGACAUGGACGAGGAUUACGACGAUAUUUAACUCUACGUAAAGUGUAGCAUUGUGCGCGUAGGCAGCCUGGCUAGUAAGCCUACCUUAUGUAUUCUUACUUUUUCGGGACUCACUCUAUUUUCUUUGCAUUUAUUUGCGAUGGAAACUGCGAUUGAAAUACAGUACGCUCUCGGUA
Toxorhynchites rutilus septentrionalis is the source of this 1727-nucleotide messenger RNA. It is a transcript of the gene NC2alpha, whose product is annotated as dr1-associated corepressor homolog. Gene Ontology annotation, cellular component: negative cofactor 2 complex; nucleus. The record is from RefSeq and is a predicted model, not a curated record. The transcript is spliced from 4 exons. Gene Ontology annotation, biological process: transcription by RNA polymerase II; positive regulation of transcription by RNA polymerase II; negative regulation of transcription by RNA polymerase II. The coding region runs from base 233 to 1582 and encodes 449 amino acids. Gene Ontology annotation, molecular function: RNA polymerase II general transcription initiation factor activity; transcription corepressor activity; core promoter sequence-specific DNA binding. NCBI's taxonomy places the organism in Eukaryota, Metazoa, Arthropoda, Insecta, Diptera, Culicidae.